UGCAUUGCACUCGAGUUGACAUCCAUUUCCAAACCAUACCUACUGUUCAUCGAUGAGCCCACCACUGGUCUCGACACACAUGCGGCACAAGUUGUCAUCCAAUGUCUGAAACAACUGUCCCGUAAUCACGACAUAUCAGUCAUCGUUAGUAUCCAUCAGCCGAACAACGAUUUGUUUCACAUGAUUGACACCAUCUAUGUGUUGGCCAAAGGAGGCCAUUGUCUCUACGAUGGAGUUCCCCAUCAAUUGAGGCAACAUCUCAUUGAUUGCGACAUAACUGUCGGCGAAAACGAAGUGCCGAUUGAAGUGUUAAUUAAAUUGAGUUUCAAUGGACGAGAGGACAGGGAUGUGAAGCGAUUGUGCGCUAAGAAUAAGGAAUUGACAAGUAUGAGUGGAUUGAGCGACGAGACGAGGAUUUAUGUGAAAAGUGGAGGAUUUAAGACAUGUUUUAUACAACAGGAUGUCUGCCAACACCUAUUACGGGGUCUGACUGUCAGACAGGCUCUGGUCUACGCCUCGCGACUGAAGAACUCGCGAAUUAGCGCUCAUUUGGAUCACCAGAUGAUAGCCUCGGAGUUGAUGUCUUCGCUGAUGAUCAGCGAUACGGCGGACAAUAGGGUCGAGACGUGUAGUGGCGGCGAACACAAGAGGAUUGUCAUCGCCUGCGAACUCACGGCUCAUAUAAAGCCUAAUAUGUUAUGUAUUGACGAACCGACCUCUGGUUUGGACAGUAGCGCCGCCCUAGUGGUGAUUAACUGUUUAAAAGUGUUGUCCCGAAGACAUAGGAUGACAAUCAUUGCGUCCAUUCAUCAGCCAAACAACGAUUUGUUUAACAUGUUUGACAACAUCUAUGUGUUGGCCAAACGAGGGGUAUGUCUGUACGCUGGACCCCCUCUACCACUUCGACACCACCUCCACGACAAUGACAUUGUGUUGACCCAAAACGACGUCCCCAUUGAAGUGGUGCUUACGAUAGCAUCCGGUGACAAACGAAUGACUGAUUUUGAAAAACUUAUGUCAAAACAAAAUAGCAAUGAAUCGGACGAUAAGCUCAUUGAGGGAAACAUGCGAUUAGUUUACGGCAAACAAAACCCCACAAAACGGUUCAGUUUUCGUGACGUGUAUUGCCUACUGAUGCGGUCCAUGAGAUACGCAUACAUAAGCCAAUGGAAAACGUUGGCCUUGCAAAUUAUCAUGUUAAUCUAUACAGGCAUGAUGCUCAGGAUCAUUUUGGGCACCGAGAUUAUUGUGCCCGAUGGCUGCAUGACAAUUGAGUUUGGUUCCGGGUGCGACCAG
Molecule: messenger RNA, 1296 nt
Organism: Oppiella nova
Lineage: Eukaryota; Metazoa; Arthropoda; Arachnida; Sarcoptiformes; Oppiidae
Source: the annotation of a GenBank genome assembly